GGUAUACCGUAAGGAUUUUAAGCCGGCACUAAUAACCGGAAGUUUCCUUGAUAGUUUCCGUUCACUUGACGUAAUCGAGACGCACUUGCUGUCAGGGGCAAAGCAUAGAGUGUAGAAGCAAAGUCCGUCUGGCUGUGGAAGAGGAGGAAUCCUCCUCUCCUGGGAGUAGAGAAGAGAAGUAGCUUCAGGACAUGUUUGUGUUUCAUCUUUGGGCUCCGAGUAUAACCGCUCCUCUACGUUCAUUGCUAUGACUACUGCGCAUCCAGUUUUGGGUGUGAAAAACAUCCUGAGUGCACUAACCUGAGCGCGCGGAGCGGUUUACCUGACUUUAUCACCAUCACUUAUUACAUUUUUCUAAGUGGUUUGCUUGUUCCAGACCAGAUGUCCUGGGGACAUACGCUAACACUGCUACAGCUUCCGAUGCCCUGUCACUCUAUCUUUUGCUCAUGUGGUGCUGGGCACGAGGCUGAAGUUGAAGUCUCGCUCUUGAAGGCGUGAGCUCCAAAUGCAUUCGCUCCUGGGCCGGGAGAAGAAAGAAGAAGAAGCAGGGUUCGGGAUCGAUUUGUCUCCGGGCUUUUUGCCCCAAGCUGCCACUAUGUUUAGCUGCGUGGGCUGCUUCUGGGUGCUUCUGUCCUCCGCUCUGGUCGCUGUCUGCAGUUUCAGCUUCAUAUCUCCUGCGUGGAUUGUUAAGGACCAGCUGAGGAACAGCCACCAGCAUCACCAUCCCUACACCAACAGCAAGGACUCCGUGAGCUUCGGCUUGCUGUGGCACUGCUCGGAGUCUCUGGAUCACAUGUACCGGUGCUACACCUUCGGGGGACUGGGCAAAUUUGCAGAAAUCCCUUCCAGCUCCUGGCAGACCAGUGCGGUGCUGUGUUCAGGUGGCUGCGCUCUGCUGGCAGUCAGCUCCCUGUUGGCCAUCAUCACUAUCUUCUUGCCCAGUGGCGGAUGUGAGAGGAGGAUCUGCACUCUGGCUGGUUACAUGCAGAUGGCUUCAGUGUUCAUCAUGGCUACCGGACUGCUGGUCUACCCUUUCGGCCUUAACUCCUCACUGGUCCGGUCUUUCUGUGGAGACUCUGACAUCUACUACGCCGGCGAGUGCCAGAUCGGCUGGGGCUACAUGCUGGCUAUUGUCGGAGUCAUGCUCACCGUCUUCUUGCCCUUUUUUGCCAAAUACGCACCAAAGGAGCAGCUGUCCCCCACCCCUUUGCCCACUCUGUUAUAGUUUUGUUUUGUUUUUUUUACCCCUCCUGACCACUCGCUCUGACCAGGGCUUGAUCUGUUUGAAAGACAACUGCAUCUCAUUUUUAAAAGCGAUGGUACUUGGGAAGCUCUGCUCAGCCAUACCUAAAGCUGUCAACAGCAGCUGCCUUCCUGCAUCAGUAAUAUAAUUAAUUCAGAUGUAAUUUAAAUUAGAUGUUUCUGUUACAAUACCACUCCACGGUCAAACUCAGAUCUUUUUCCAGACUUAUACUUUCUUCAUGCCUGUUUUGCUGAUGAUCUGCUACGAAGUCAUGAUAAACUUAAGAAUAUUACCACUAACAUACAAACCUGCUAAAAUCUUACAUAUUUACCUUGUUUUGCUUUUAUAAAUGAAAACAAAUCAACAUUAUGUAACAUUCCAAAACAGACCUGAAUUUGUAGGCAUACACAGUAGAGUGGACCCAUGAUGUUAUGUGGUACCAUGGCUCCUGCUAUCCAAUGUUUCAAUAAGAUGUUUUCAAUAAAACUAGACGAGAGAUAGUUGAAGAUGUGGGAAAUUUGUGGAUUUAAACUGGUGUUUCCUCCCUAAAUGAGCUGCAUCUGCGAUACAUUGAGUGGACAUGCUUGUACAGUUAAAACUCUGACGCUUUGAAGGAUUUUUCCCUUCAGACUUUGUCAUCCAUCGUGUGACCUGAACCAGUGGGAGGCAAGAAUAUACUCAAACUAUCAGACACUGGAUUGAGUAACUGUCACAAAGAAAUGGACAACAGACGUAUCAGACCUGCCGAGAGGACAAAUAUCUUCCUCCUUUCUUCUAAGGAGGCAAAUCAUUAAAACAUAGUUGUUCUAGUGCAGUCUUAUUUAAAAAAAAAAAAAAGUUGGAAUACUGCUUCUCUGUUAGUCUUUUUCCCAGAUUUGUUUGUGAAAUGUACUUUGCUUGUUUUUUUUUUUGCUGUCUACAACACACAAUACUAAACACUAAUUCAGGAAAAAAAUUAUCGCAAAAGGCAGGGAGAUGUGGAGAUGUAGGAUCUUUGUGAAAAAUGCAUGAAAAGAUAGGCUUUGUUAAUGGUAGAACAACUGAUCUGGAUUUUAAAUGUGAUCUGACCAACUUGUGCCUUUUAACAUAACCAAGACAAGUGUUUGAUGCAAAUAUCAGGUAAUCAUCCUUUUCUGCUGAAUAAUGUGGAUCCUGUUCUGUGAUGUGAUUUUCUCUUGUGUAUUUUCCCUCUAAGUGGUAAAGUGUUUCUUCUCUACUUGAUGCAGUAUGAUCUCAUUAACUUGAGAAAAUGUUCUGGAGGGGGGAAAUAGUCUUUGAAUCCCUGAAGAUAAUGGCAGAAAGGAAAGCAAAGUACUUGUGUUUAAUUACGCCCUGAGACAUUUUUGCCAGUUAUCCAGAAGAGGUGAAUUGCUUGAGUUGCAGUAUUAAAAGGUUAUGACAUGCAACUAACAGAUUAAUUCUCUGCAUCCUUGCCACAUGUGAUACAGAGUUUGAGUGGUAGAGGAAGCUGUGUGAACAUAACCUCUCUUGUUUAUCAGUGAGCUGACACAUGAUUCACAUUAUAUUUAAAAUGUGACUUAUAAUAAUUUGCUUUUUAAAUCAGCUGGUGUGUUGGUGUGUUUUUGUUAACCCAUGUUUCUUUCCUGUCAUGCAAGGACAACUUGUCUUCUUUUCAACAUACUGUUCCUGUACACUGCCAAUUUCAUCAAGCCUGACUUCCUUUUCUAGUGGGUGUUUAUGUAUGUAAUCGUGUUAAAUUUGGGGUUUACUAACAGAUUAAACUUAAAGAAUUCCCACAUCUGGGUUCCCAUAAUGACGUCCUGACAAAUUACUGUGAUUAUGUUGCCAUAUUUGAAAGAUGAUCGGGAGGAGAAAUGUUGGCGUCGUGUUGGACCUCAUACUGUGCUCGGCUGUGUGGGAAUGACUGGCGUGACUGCACUGGACUUAUUACCCUAUUUGUUAAAAUGUUGUGUGUAAAGUCUCAGCACUGGUGAAAAUGUUUUUGGUAGAGUAGAACUAUUGUUUUUUCCAUUGUGAUGUUUGACUGUAAAUAAACUAACUGUUCUUAUUAUCACAUUACUAUUAACUGCCCCGUUUUUCAAAGCUACGUAUAUUUUCAGAUUUUACUUCUUCGUGUUUGCUUUCCCUGAAUUAACUUGUUGUUCUGUGAUAU
Messenger RNA from Melanotaenia boesemani (Boeseman's rainbowfish), 3377 nucleotides. Its product is annotated as transmembrane protein 211. Gene Ontology annotation, cellular component: membrane. The record is from RefSeq and is a predicted model, not a curated record. The coding region runs from base 506 to 1225 and encodes 239 amino acids. Lineage: Eukaryota; Metazoa; Chordata; Actinopteri; Atheriniformes; Melanotaeniidae. The transcript is spliced from 3 exons.